This is a messenger RNA of Fusarium odoratissimum NRRL 54006, 2803 nucleotides long. RefSeq lists its product as uncharacterized. The coding region runs from base 1853 to 2299 and encodes 148 amino acids. Lineage: Eukaryota; Fungi; Ascomycota; Sordariomycetes; Hypocreales; Nectriaceae. The transcript is spliced from 2 exons. The record is from RefSeq and is a predicted model, not a curated record.
GAUAUCAAUAAUCACACUACCUAUACAGAUAUUGCUCGAGAAAACAAGAAACUCGAGAAUAACAAAUAUUAUCGCGGCAAUCUGUAUCUCCAUCUCCUCAUUUCCACUUAAACUCUCAUGUCUCGCUCACCGUUUCUCACUCAACUUUAAACUUCAUGCCCCGGUUACCUCCAUGUAAGGUAAGUUUAAGUGACGUAGACGCCGUUAAAAUGAUAUGCAGGUAAAUGCAAUGUCAGACCAUUACCAUUUAAAUAGUCGCCUAUCGCGGUUGCUAACUAUCAACCAACAACCAUGGGCCAUUCACUGUCUAUGUCUGUUCCCGGCUUUGAUAAUACAUCUUUGUAAAUACUUUCCAUUGUAUCAAUCAAUCUGUUUCCAAAACGUCUGAAAGCCUUGGGAACCUGCAUGUGGCCUCUCAGUAACAACAACACAAACACUAUUGAUCGCUGGCCUGACAUCGGUUGCAAAUUGAGAUAUUGAAAUACAUAUGUUCUGCUUCUCAAGAGAUUGGUGGGCCGAGAGUGCUCAUCAAAACACCAUACUUAGCACGCCACCAACCAAGCUGCAAAGGGCUUCACUGCGAGAGAUCAUAACAUAUCACGAUGUCAAGAGUCAAUGAGAGCUAGGGGCUUUUUAUUUUAUGUUCAUUUUUUUGUAUUUUAUAAUUUUCUAUGUCUCAAAAAAACCACCAUCCAAACCAUGAACCAAACAUCCUUCUUCAUCAUUGGGCUCUGCCCCUAGCUGAUCAUCUAUUCAUUCUUCAUUCUUCAUCCUUCAUAUCCACCGCAAGCAACAUCAUUCUCAUCAUUCUCGCUCUCCUCUCAUGACUCGUACUUUACUGCUGCGCGCCAGGACCAAAGCGAACCUCGCACUGGGGCAACGCGAGUUGCGGUACAAGGGCCUUCUUGGUGCGAGCCUUCUUCUUGGGCGCGGCACUGGCAUCCUCACCCGCCUUGCGCUUGUUGUUGCCAGUCUUGGCGGUGUUGGUUGUGGUUGUGGAAGUAGGUAGAGUAGUGGUGGUUGUCUGGUUCAAUACGGCAGGGUUCAGGAAUACUCCCUCUGAGGCUCCAUUAGUGGUGUUGUCUUGGCCCUGGGACUGCUAGUCGGGGUUGAAGACAUUGCCCACAUCACCAAACAGGUUGUUGUAAGGGUCUUGGGGGUGGAACUCGGGGCCCUGGGGAGGCUGGAAAGGGGCAUCUUGAGUCUCUUGAGAUGCCACAGCGGGAGAAUACGGCAUAUCUACAAGGCUCACAUUAGGUGCGGCAGGAGGCCAGGUUGAGGCAGGUCCAGUAGCGUUAGAAGAGUUGAAGUCUGAACAGCCAGCAACAGGGAACAUAGUGUUGUUGUUGCCAGUAGUAGCGCUGGGGUCCUGAAGGUUGUUUUCAGGGAGGUCUUCAAGACUGGCAAAGAUAUCCAGAGGGACGUCGUCCAAAAAGGCCGGAAUAUCAGCUGGGGACAUGCCUUCGGUCACUCCCGCGGUCUGCCUGUUCACGGCAUCGACGUCGAUAGAAGAGUCUAUUCCCGCAAUCAGCAUAAGAACACUGCGAUCAGUGUAGUUCAACUCACCACCAGCUCGGAACCGCUCAAUGAGGCCAGCGCGCUCAGCGUCCAAGUCUCGAUUGUAUGGGUUGGGGAUAUCAGCAACAAAAACUGCAAUGUCAGCCUGCUCUGGGAGAGGUCGAUCGAGCUCGUUGGAGACUCUGCGCAGCUGGGUGCCUUGUUCAUCGUCUCGGGGAAACAUGGAGAUCUCGUCACAUGGCUCAGACAAAGUGUCCUUGUCUCUGAGGGACAGAUCAGGUUGACAAGUCUUGAAAAUGUCCAGAACGGGGACAGACAGGGAGGGGUCAACAAUAUGGGGCAUAGAAGCAUUGACUUCGAUCUGAGCCAGCUGGUCUUGAGAGGUGACAGCAGAAGCAUCCUCAGAAUGGCCAACAAGCCAUGCGGCAACAGCAGAAAGAUCGUGAUCAAGGGUUUUGGCAGCGCCAGAAUCAGAGACGGGAGUCGAUGGGGACUGGGAAGAGCCAGAUUGCGUGGAGGAGAAUUGAGCAAAAGGCUCAGUAUCGAGAGGCAAGUCCUCGUAAGGGGUAUUUCUGGUGUCAACAAACAUGGGAUCGAGGUCAGCAGGAAUCUCAAAGCUGUGAUCGUUGGUGUUGGUAAAGUCCUCAGUGGGCUGGAGGACGCUAUCGUCCGAGGGGUUGAAAGGUUGGGAAGCGAAGUCGUUGCCAAGGAGGUUGGCCGUGGGUUGUUCGUUGGUGGUUUGAGAAGUGAAGCUGCUCUCUUGAGCGAGUUGAAGAGUUAAGUCACCGCCAGUGGUAGGUGGUUGAGUGAUGCCAGCAGUGAAUGACUGGGUGAAGUCACUGUCAAGGAUAACUUGGGGAGGGGAUAAGCUCAUCGAAGGUUGCCGAUUGAAAGCGUCGCCGCCAGCAAAUCGUGCAGGGAGGGCAGUGUUACUCUGGAUAGUGAAGGGGUCGUUGGAAGCUUGAGCGAUAGGACCGUUGUUCAGAGAGAGCUGAGCGCCGAGAGUAGUGGCAAGUUGAGCAUCGCCAGCGACGUUAGUAGUAGAAAUAGUAGUAGUAGCAGUAGUAGUACUCUUGCGUCGCUUCUUGUUGACGAUGUUCUCGGAUGGGGUUUUGAGAACUCUAGUCUGCCUCGUAGCCUUGGAUUUCCUGGUCCUCUUUGUAGACUUUGAGUUCUGGAUCGGCUCGCCAGUCUUAGCAGCUUCAUCCAUGGCAGUCUUCUUCUCCGUUCGAAUCUCUAUCAGCAUUCUAUUGAGCUCUGCAGCGUCUAAUUUCUUGGGUCCGGG